AUGGCUUCUCAAAAUUUAUCUUCUGUAACUUUAAUGACUUCAUAUGAUUCAUCUUUAAUGGCUUCACCGCCAGAUCCUGUUUGGAAGCAUUUUGUUGCAACUCCAUUAAAAUCACCUGGCCAUUUUUCUGCACAAUGUAAAUAUUGCGCUACUCAAUUUAACCGUAGGUGUCUAAAUGAGCUUGUGGUGCAUCUCACAAAAGAAUGUGAAGAUGAAAGCCUUGAUAAUGAAACAAGAAGCAAAUAUCUUGAGAUUGCAAUUCAGAGACAACUAUCAAAAGAACAAGCUAGUUCAAAAAAUCAAUCCAAAAAACAAAAAAUAAGUAUUAAUGAUUAUUGGGAAAAUGAAAAUUAA
Racocetra persica is the source of this 354-nucleotide messenger RNA. Lineage: Eukaryota; Fungi; Glomeromycota; Glomeromycetes; Diversisporales; Gigasporaceae. The record is from the annotation of a GenBank genome assembly.